CUCGUCCAGGCAGUGACUACUAAAGGCCCCAAGCUUGUGAGCGCUGCAGUCAGCUACUCACGGCCACGUCUUGCGACUUUCUGGUACUAUGCUCGUGUGGAACUGACUCCUCCCAGUCCAGCAGAGAUUCCAAAAGCCAUCGACAGCUUAAAAGGAUUGGUACAGUCAUUCCAGAGGGGCCGCCUGUCUGAGCUUACUGUCAGGGAUGCUGUCAGAAAUGGCCUGGUUGCAACUGAGGUUCUAUUUUGGUUCUAUAUCGGAGAAUGCAUUGGAAAAGGUGGCCUGAUUGGAUACAAUGUCUGAAGCCUUCUGUUUUGUACAGUUUUAAAUCCUUUCAUUCUUUUUGUGAAAUAAUAGACUCAGUAAAUUAAAAUUCACUACAC
Messenger RNA from Rana temporaria (common frog), 383 nucleotides. Its product is annotated as ATP synthase subunit g, mitochondrial-like. The annotation marks the transcript as partial. Gene Ontology annotation, molecular function: proton transmembrane transporter activity. The record is from RefSeq and is a predicted model, not a curated record. The transcript has a single exon. Gene Ontology annotation, biological process: proton motive force-driven ATP synthesis. NCBI's taxonomy places the organism in Eukaryota, Metazoa, Chordata, Amphibia, Anura, Ranidae.